This is a messenger RNA of Dermacentor albipictus, 2441 nucleotides long. RefSeq lists its product as uncharacterized. Gene Ontology annotation, molecular function: metalloendopeptidase activity. NCBI's taxonomy places the organism in Eukaryota, Metazoa, Arthropoda, Arachnida, Ixodida, Ixodidae. Gene Ontology annotation, cellular component: plasma membrane. The record is from RefSeq and is a predicted model, not a curated record. Gene Ontology annotation, biological process: protein processing.
AUGCUUCUAUUUACCUCUGCGACCACUGGCCUCCUCAUAGAAGUGGACGAAGUGAAGACACACGAUUCCCCUGUUCGAUUGGCACGUGGCAAAAAGUCAAGGAAGAAGAAGAAGAUGGGCAAAAAGCGAGCGAGGACCGUAGACUUCUGUCAUCCAGUGGCACGACCCGCCGCGGUCGAUUUCGCCUCGCACUCUGCCCCCACAGAGGUUCCCAAGGUGGCCAUCCUGGCGAGUACGGUGUUGAUUGGUGUCACGUUGGGCAUCGCGUUGCUCGCCGAGGAGUUUCACGUCAUGGACGAAGUGGUCAUCGAGCCGAGCGAGCUGGCUGACAUCACUCCAAAGCCGCCACCGCAGCCGCCCCGUUUGGCUCCGGAACCCAAUGUUAUGCUUGACGCAGCCAGCCUGACCAAUUCCUCCCGAAAGUUCCACGGAGAGCAAAGUGACGACAACCUUUGGCAUCCUCGGCGUCAUUAUGUCACCUUCAAGCGGCCGCCUCAUUUCCAGUAUCACCACCUCACUAGGACUAAUAGAGAGACUCGGUCACCGUUCCUGUGCCAGCGGCGGUCUUGCAAGCAGCUAGGCCUAGCUGUGGCCGCUCUGAUUGACAGCGCAGGGCCGAAGCCGUGUGACGACUUCGCUGCGUUCGCCUGCGGUCGCUGGAAUGUCACCGACGAGCACCUUUUGGAGAUGUUCGAGAGCCAUGCCGCUUCGGCAGUGCUGCGCGAGCGGGAAUCCCUGGGGGCAAGCAUUCUCAGGUCGUGUCUCGACCCGAGCUUGGAUAUAUUCCGCUCUUUGGCUUCAGUCUACCUCAAGCUCACGGACACUUUGGGCUGGCCUUACCCGGAUCCCCCAUGGGAGAGCCCGAAUCAGCUGUCUUCAUCGUUGGGCGCCAUCUACCGGGAGCUCAGGACAGAGAACAUUUUCCGCGUGCGCACUCUUGGUGCGGACGUGCUGUCCGUGGACUGGUCCCGCUUGCCGACCAUGCUGCCCAGAAGCCACUACGAAGAGCUGGAAAGGUGCUUCGCAGAGAUGACCGUCUACCUCAGAGGACACGUUCAGGGAGGGGGCUCUGUUUCACACGUUGGCCUCUGGUUGGCCUCUGAAUACUCGCCGAAGUGCAGCGACCUGAGCGAGGCUCAAAGGACAGGCUUCAUUCGCUGGAGGGAGCUGCUUCAGUCCGCCCUCUUGGACAGAGACAUGUCCAAGAUGUCUGUCUGCUACCCGGCACCCCGCAGCAACGUUCCUCCCGCGGGGGCCGUCAUGAACUACGUGGUCUUCCAGAUGCUCAUGGCACUAACCCCAUUCCUUGGCCACACACGGAGACGCUACAACUGGAGCAGCAUCGCUUACGGUCGCACAAUCGGCCACUACCAGAAGGUGGCGCCCGAGGCUUCUUGCGUGAGGAUGAUGGACCGCUUUCAGCCUCGCCUUUUAACCUGGUCACUGUUCAACAAGUCCUACUUUGGCCACCAAUCGCACAAGCUGAGGGAGCUGCUUGGGAGCCUCAAGGCCGUGUUCCUCGAAGCAGUCAAGAUGGAUGUGUCGUCGUCACAGCUCAUGUCACACCUGCAGAACCUCUCACUCGAUGUGAUACCCGCGUCACUUCCAACCAACACUCCACCCAACAACACGGAGAAGUUGCCUUUCAUCUACGCGUGGCUGCAUGAUGCACAGCGUCAUCAAGACGCGCAGGACCUGGGCUUACUCGCAACACGGCCUAGGCUGGGGCGAGGUGGCGAGCGGCUGUGGGUGCCUCCCCUGACUUUCUUCAACCUACCGCUGCACCCGGCUGACGACUCGCUUAGGGCGUUCCUGCUUCCGCGGCUUGGGCCCCGACUGCUUAGCCAUCUGCACUCUCAGGCUGUAGAGUUUGCGCGAGUGACUCCUGGCUCAGCCGACAUGCUCGUCACGAGCUUCGAUACACUGUCGGCUUGCCUGAGGCGAAAGGACGCAGCCUCCGGGAUAUCGGCCGCUGAUCUUCAUGGCCUGCGCGGUGCUCUCAAAUCAUUCCAGAAAGAAGCACUAACGCUGGUCAGCGACCACCGACUUGAUGGCGCCGAACACCUAAGCGCCAUGCAGCUCUUCUUCGUGCUGUAUGCGGCCAACGCGUGCGGGGAGCUGCGCAUUGGCGGUCGCCACCGCGUCAACGCUCUUCUUCGCAAUGUGCCUCAGUUCGCCGAGGCCUUUAGGUGCGACCCGGACACGCCCAUGAAUCCGGAAGAAAAGUGCCGCUGACUGACAGCGGCCCGAACAAGUGCGCUGUCUCACAAUUCAGCGCUGUGUAUACGUACACUCGCCACUUCGGUUGUGUUCCUGCUCGCAACCAAUGCGGUCCACUUCGGGCCUUUAGGUGACAAUCCAACCAUGUUACUUUCCCAUGCCACUAUUACCGACAGGAUCAAGUAUUCUGCAUAAUACUUAAACAGCGAUUCCUUAUACAA